Cyclopterus lumpus (lumpfish) is the source of this 1145-nucleotide messenger RNA. Its product is annotated as interferon-induced protein 44-like. The transcript is spliced from 7 exons. The record is from RefSeq and is a predicted model, not a curated record. Bases 99 to 995 code for a protein of 298 amino acids. NCBI's taxonomy places the organism in Eukaryota, Metazoa, Chordata, Actinopteri, Perciformes, Cyclopteridae.
AUGGAUGGAUGGAUGGAUGGAUGGAUGGAUGGAUGGAUGGAUGGAUGGAGAAAUCAAAGACACUGUGAUGGAAUAUAACAUUGAAAUAUUCACAAUAAAUGAAUGUUACUUUUACUAUAGAUAUGGCUCAAUGGAUCAGAUCUUUCUUCUUUUCUCCUCCUGCUCCAAUUUUCAGUGAACCCUGGAGGAGAAUCGAGUGGGGAGACAAACAGAGCGCUCUGCAGUAUGUGAAGGACUACAAUCCUCCCACUGAAGGCCAGCAGAUCAGGAUUCUUCUUCAUGGACCAGUUGGAGCUGGAAAGUCCAGUUUCAUCAACUCCGUCCAAAGUGUCCUGCAGGGCAGAAUGUGCAUCAAGACUCUGGUGUCCACCUCGCAGUCCUGUUUCACCAAGAGGUACAUGACCUACGAGUUUGAAAAAAAAAGCCUGGACAGCUUUUACCCUUUUGUCAUCAAUGACAUGAUGGGCCUGAAAGACGGCAGCUUCAGGAACCAAAGAGUUCACGUAAAAGAUAUCAAGCGGGCGCUGAAGGGACACAUACUGGACGGUUACAGGUUCAACCCUGAAUCUAAGCUGUCGAAAGAGGAUCCGUACUACAACCCUUCCCCAGGGGUCAACGACAAAGUGCACGUCCUGGUUUCGGUCAUCGAUGCCAACACCGUGUCUCAGCUGGAAGAUAAAGUCGUGAAGGCAAUAUGGGCAAUCAGAGAGGAGGCCAGUGAACUGGGGAUUCCACAAGUGGCUAUUUUCACCAAAAUUGAUGAGUUAUGUCCUGAAAUCCAAAAAGAUGUCAGGAAUGUCUACAAGAGCAAGAUACUGAAGAAAGCGAUGCAGAGGUUCAGUGAAGAAGUGGGUAUUCCCAUGAACUGUAUCUUCGCCGUGUGGAACUACCAUGAAGACAUCAGCUUGAGCAACGACAACGACGCUCUGAUCCUGAGCGCGCUGACGAGCAUCAUGAACGCUGGAGGCGACUUCCUCAACACCGUCAGAGAGUAACGUUCAUUAAUGCUAAACAAGCACACUAAGCUAAUGGUUGCAUUGUGGACGUAUUACAUCACAUUACAUUACUUUACAUUACAUUACUUUACAUUACAUUACUUUACAUUACUUUACAUUACUUUACAUUACAUUACUUUACAUUACUUU